CGAGGUUGGAGGAAGAAAAAGAUGAAUUUCCCUUUACACUGAAGGUAUCUUAAUGCAGUUUGCAGACGGCCUUGAACUCAUUGGAUUAAGAGAAGUUUCUACACGAAGGAAUUGUAAGAUGUUGUCGAAUAGAAGUUGGUAAUAUGGAAUGAGGUUUAGGUGGUGAUCAAAUGGAGCGAAAAUCAAAAAGAACUAAAAAAGAUUUGUUAACCUUUGACCUGUGGUGUUAAAGGAUGCAGCAGAUAGAACCACCUGUGUAUUAUGUCAAGGGUGAUCUCGAUAGUCCGGGUAACGUUAGCGUCGGACAGAGAUCACUCGGUGUCGAAAGUUCCGUCAGUGGAUACUCGGUGAGUAGCAGUAAACCAUUUCUACGUGGGAAAACAGAAAAAGCAGAAUGUGUUCAGUGUCGUCUGGAAGCAGAUGGACUCGACACAGAUGAAAGUCGACUAUGUGGUAUCGGACACCUCCGACCCAGAUGUAUUCAGAAAUGUGCCAAUAUUCGAGUGUUUGUUGCAUGUAUGUCUUUAUUACUGAUCGUAACCGGAGCAUUAUCUACGGGAUAUUUAAAUAGCGUUAUUACGACAAUAGAGAAACGAUUUGAGAUCGGGAGUGCUGUAUCUGGUAUUGUGAUAGCUUCGUAUGAAACAGGUUCUCUUAUUUCUGUGAUUUUUGUCAGUUAUUUAGGCGGUAGAAGACACAUCCCGAAAUGGAUAGCAUACGGGGUGAUUACCAUGGGAAUUGGAGCUUUUAUCUUUGCUCUCCCUCAUAUCAUCGCUCCAAAAUACACCAUUGACAAUCAAAAGGGUCAUAAUUUUACGGAUAUAAAUAUUUGUCGCGGAGGACCAGGAAAAGAUAAAUCAGGACUAUAUGAAGUAUGCAUUAAUGAAAAUUCUGGCAAUUGGAUUUAUGUGUUAAUAUUGGUAGCAGCUCAAGUGUUCAUUGGAGUUGGUGGUACACCCAUACUUACCCUGGGUACAACCUAUAUUGAUAAUCAUGUUACAAAGGACCAAGCACCACAGUAUUUAGCUGUAAUUUAUGCCACAGGAGCCUUGGGACCAGUCAUUGGAUAUGCAUUAGGUGCUCUCAUGUUACAAUAUUAUGUCGACACGUUUACGUAUGACGUUCCGAUCACCUCGUCUCAUCCCCGGUGGAUUGGAGCUUGGUGGGGUGGUUUUAUCAUCUGCGGUUUUGUAAUCUUAAUGUUGUCAAUACCUUUCAUCGCUUUUCCCAAAGUUUUGGUGAACGAGAAACGCAAAUUGCUGGAACACAAAGCCAAAGAAGAUUUACUAAGUUCAAACUGCCAAGAAGAAAAUAACCAAUAUGGAAAAACUAUAAAAGAUAUUCCUCGUUCUAUAUUAAGAUUACUGAAGAAUCCUGUAUAUAUUAUCACCAGUUUGGGUAUUUGCUGUGAAAUUGCCAUCGUCAGUGGUUUCGUUGUUUUCCUACCAAAAUAUAUUGAAACACAGUUUGGAACAUCUACAUCAGUUGCUAAUUUAUUUACAGGAGGAAUAGGUAUACCUGGUGCUGUCGUUGGUAUUCUUAUAGGAGGAUAUAUAUUAAAACGAUUUCAGUUACGUCCAAAAGGUGCAAUUCAGCUAGCUCUGGCAUUAAAUGUACUAGCAUUAUUUGGUUUUACCUUCUUUUUCUUCUUGGGUUGUGAAAACCUUAAAAUAGCCGGUGCUACAUUACCUUAUUUUAACAGCUCUGGUCAUAAAAUAUUUGAAGCUAAUUUAACUUCAACAUGUAAUGAGAAUUGUGACUGUUCAAAUACUGUGUUAGAGCCUAUCUGUGGUAUAAAUGGUAUAACAUACUUCUCACCAUGUCAUGCUGGCUGUACCGGAUCAUUUGGUUUCAUGUCACCAGAAUCACAGGAACGCAUGUUUAACUAUAGUGGAUGUGCCUGUAUUAUGGGUCAAAACAUGCUUAAAGAUGGACAUGAAGUAAUUAUGUCACCGAUAGCAACCAGUGGACCAUGUAAAACUUCCUGUGAAAAUCUGUUGCCUUUUCUCAUCAUGUUGGUUGUUAUGACAUUUUGUGUGGCCGGUGCUCAGAUGCCAUUGCUAAUGGUUACACUGAGGUCAGUAAAACAAGAAGAAAGAGCUUUUUCAUUGGGGAUGCAAUUUGUUAUUCUACGCUUAUUUGCAUAUGUGCCAACGCCAAUAAUGUUUGGUAAUAUCAUAGAUACAGCCUGUUUAUUAUGGAAGAAAAAAUGUGAAAGAAAUGGUGCAUGUUUAUUGUAUGACCGAGUAGCUUUCAGAUAUAAAUAUGUUGGUAUGGCAGCUGUGUUAAAAGUUGUAGGAUUACUAUUUUUCUUAACGGUGUGGUUGAUCUUACAGAAAAAAAAUAAAUCAGAAAAUAUGCAAUCCAAUUUAACGGUUGGACAAAUGAUGAAUUCUGUGACGUCCAUAGAUAAGUUGGAUCUAGAUUACCAACAGAGACACAAACGGAACAAUUCACAACAUAUUUAUACAAAAACACAACAAGUGCCCGAAGCAGACGAGACAGACAUCAUGAUACAAAGUGACAAAUUUAUCGGCACAGCACAGAGCUCUUGAUACAGAAUUAGAAUGAUGUUUUGCCAUGUUGCAUGCUUGUUAAAACAUAUUGUUUAUUGUUAGUCUAUAUAUAUAUAAAUAUAGAUAUGUUAUAAUACAUGUAACAAGGUACCAGGAUACUGUAAUACUAUGAAUAUUGGUAUAAUGCUUAUAUUACACAAUUUUCAAGUAAACAAAGUGUUCCCCAAAAUUAAUGGUGUGGGAAGGACAAAUUUAUAUUGAGUAUUCUAUUACAUAAUUUAUAUGGAAUAACAUAUUCUCAUGUUUGAUUUUGCAAGAAAGCAAAAGAAAACACAACGGUUUUAACAUUAAAUGUAACUAUCUAGUCAGGACAACCAUGUUAAGAUUAAUUGUGACUAUCUAGUCAGGGCAACCGUUAUAAGAUUAAAUGUAACUAUCUACAUGUAGUAAGGACAACCGUUUUAAGAAUAAAUGUGAGUUGCUAGUCUGGACUCUCUGUCUGAAAUCAUGACUGUCGUGUUCACAAUCAGAACAGCAAGUCAAGAAAUUUAUUUAUUUUUGUACACCUGCAGUGAACUGUGGCCAUGUAUUGCCGCCAUCCCUGUGCAUAGACAAAGUUAUCAUUCAAUCUUUUUGAAAUUAUUCUUUAUUCAAAUUAGUGAAUUUAAUGAAGAAUCCUAUCAAAUUUCAACAAUUACUUUUUAAGUUAAGGCCCUAGUUUCACUUUGUAGAAUCUUGUGAAUGCACUUAUUCAAGAAAGUUAUCAUCCAGUCUGUUUGAAUUUCAACAAUUUCUGUUAAUGGAGCUAUGGCUUUAUAGAAUCUAACAACAUUUAUGGUCAUUGUUCAAAUUAGUGAAACAAAGAAGGAUAGUGAAUUUCAACUAUUUCUGCAGAGCCUAUACAGGAGGGAGCCAAGGAGAGAGCCUAUACAUUUAAUAGAGUAAAUUUUCUUCAGAAAUGGCCUCUGAUGCACUCCCCUAGUUAUGGCCCUUUUUUACCUAAAGAUUCACAAUUUGACAAACUUUGUCAAGUGCCCGGACAACUUAGCUGCCUUUAAUGGACAUGGUUUGUGGCCUAACAACCUAUCUUUUAUGUCUGAAUUGAAUUAUUUUUCAUAGUAACUGUUCAAAUCAGACAUAAGUUAUUUUGAACUGGAUCAAACUCUGCAUGAAAUAAGUUACGAAUACAAAACUUAAAUCGCAUUGUUGUCAUCCUUUCAGAAAAUUGCAUAAUUUUGUUUAUCAUCUUUAAGGUAUGAAGUGAAUUUUCCCUGAAAUAAAAUGAGAUAUCAAGAGCUUAAAAUCAAAAUUUAAUUUAAAUCUAGUCCAACAUAUUUUUAUGUGAUAACCCUAAUUAUUUUAAAGCUAAGAGCGUGAUGACCUUCGGUUGAAUGAAUUUACCUGCUGCAUGGGUUGAGAGCAAACUAGUCCAACUUCUUUUCAUUUCUUUUUGUUACUUUAAACUGCAGUACACUUCAUAUAUUUUAAACCAACAAAGUUUUGAAAUAAGAGCAAAAUGAAGGCCAAAUUGAGUGAGUUUUAUACUGUUCCCUAGGCUUUCGUCAAGCUCAUUCAGCUGCAUUUUAAAAGAAUAAAAGCAAUCAAUUGAGUUGCAUGUAAUCUGAACUUUAAUUGGUAUUAACUGUUCACCUGAAGGUUAAUCUGGCUGAUGUAUCUUUUAAGUAGUAAUACUAGUAUGUACCCUAUAAUUCAUAACCAUAUCACAUAAAUGUACUUGUACACAUAAACACAUAUCUUACCCAAAGUCCGUAUCUAUUUAAUGUAUUUAUACUAAAUAUAUAUGUAUCCACUAUGUUUUAUUUCAAUACAAAAACUACGCAAUUGUAAUUGUAGGUAAGUCCAUAUUUAUUUAAUGUAUAAUACAUAUGUAUUUAUUCACCGUAUAUUUUAUUUCAAUAAAAAACUACGCAAUUCUAUGUAUAUAUAAACUUUUUAUAACCGUGAACCAAAACAAUCUGUAAUGUAUGCAAACAUUGACAUAAUAUAGCUAUUUCUCAUAAGCAUUAUUCUCUGAUUUUGUAAAACCCGAUCAGAUCAGAUCAAAUCGGUAGAAUGGUUUGUUGUAACAAACUGACUGUUAAUUUAGUUUUAACAGUUCAUGGCUGUAUUUUUACUGAUUAACAAGAUAUAUUUGUGAUAAUGUUGGAUUUAAGAAAAGAAUAAUUAUUCAACAGCGGUAAAGAGUAAAUAAUAUAUAAAAAAAAAAAUGGUGGAUGUUAAUUACUGAAACAACAAAUGUAUAUUGACUGCUAGCUAUGGUUUAUUUACCUCUAAUGCUGAAGAUAAUGAAAAAAAUUAUUGUUAUUUAAAAAGAUUUUAUUUGGAAAAUAUAUGAAUGUUAAUCUUAGAUUAAGAUUGAAUGACACAAAAUAAAACAUUUGAUUUUGGAAUUUCCAUGACAAAGGUCUAAGAGUUUAUUUAUAAUUUUGUAAGUUACUCGUCAUAUGGAAGAUAUCAAAUCUGUCUCAUAGUGAACAAUAUUAGUUUGCAUGGAUCUUCCUAUAAUAGGUUAUUGCACUUGUUCUAUUAAGAAAAUGUUAAUGGUUCUGUUAGAAAUGGAAGUAAAAUGUUUUGACUUAAAAUCGUAUCUUAUUCAUUUCUGUAAAGAUUCCUCAAAAUUGGCUUGGAUCUUGUAUACAUGAUGAUUAAGAUACAGAUGUGUUCUAUUUAUGUGAUAUUUGUAAAAAUGUUAAGAAUUAUAUUAAAAAAGUUAUGAAUUAUAUUUAAAAGUUUAUGAGUUAUUAUCAGGGGAUUUUUUUUCUUUUUAUAUUUUUUAUUGUAAUGUAAAACAUGCUAAGAUCAGUUGCCUUAUACAUUUAUGAAUAUCUUUGGUUCAAACAGAUUUGACUCGUACUGUAUCAGAUGUGAGAAGCUGUAAGCCCACAUUUUACAUGCUUCAUGUUGUAUUUAAGAUUAGCAAUCAUCUAUUAAGAGAGCAAGGAGACGGUGCAAUUUUACAGUCCUUCAACCUCCACUAAGUACAUGGGCGACAUUCAAGUUACACAUAAUUUCAAAACCCUGAAGCCAUUUAUUUCAUUGUGAAAUUAACAAAGCUAAUAUUUUUACUGUGUAUGUCAGGUGAAAAUGAUCAGAUACUGGUUUAUGUUUGUUAAGAAUCAUAAUUAUUGAUUAGCUGAUCAUCACCUGUUACAGCACAACACAGAGCAUCUAGAAUGGAGGCAUACAUUUUGAAAAUAUAUUUACUGUGAAAUAAUUUGUUGUGUUAAAUACCCUCAUAAUUGCACCGUCAAACCCUUAAUUUUUAUUCCACACCAAAAAUCUUUUAUCAAACUUCAUAUUGUACAUCAGAUCUAUUAAUAAUUGUAUAUUUGUAUAUAAAUAGGUUUUUUUUUUCUGUCUGUAUUUGGUAUCUCAGAUAAUGCAUUUUAUAGAAGAAUAUUCUUAAUAUUUGAAAAGAAACGUUUCUCUUAUCCUUGGAUGUCCUUGUUACUAUAGAAGUGUUGAUGUGGCCUCACAAAGCCCUUGGUUAUCAUAGCAUUUACCUUGGCAUGCCAUUGCUAUAAAAGUUGUGACCAUGACACACCAUAGAUUUUCUGCGAUACCACUUUAGUGGAAGCGGACGUUAAAUAAAUCUAUUUGACACACACACCAUUCACCAUUGUUUUAACCUUAAAAUACCAUAGCUUUGACCUUGAUUACCAUAGCUUGGACCUUGAUAUACCACGGUUACCAUAGCUUUGGCCAUGUUAUACCACUUUUGGCACCUUUGCUUGACACUUUGAAAACAGUAUCAGAAUUUUUAUACUUACCAAAGAAAUAUAUUUGUCAGAAUGCUUCCUUUGUGAAUAUUUCAAGCUUCCGUACCUACUGUGCCAUGUACAUUGCUUUUAAUAUAUAUCUUGAUGAAGUUAAUUCAUUUGUGUAUCAAUUAAAAUACUGAUCUUUAAAUGUUAUGGAUUUUUUGAAAAAAAAAUAAUCAAAUUUUGAAUAAUGUUAUUAAACACCACCAACAGUGCUUAGACAUUAAGGUGCAUUUAAAAACCCUUAAGGUAAUUGGUUAAGGGGGGAAGAGGGGUGAAAUCUAUAAUAUUUUAUCAGUAUUUUAGAAAGAUCAAUUGAAAUUGAAUUUACUUAUUGUAAAAAUGUUUUCUUUUUCCAUCUUUCAUAUCUUAACACCAAAAUUAUUAAUUUUCUUUUUUUGUAACCAUAUAGAAACCUAAAGUGCUUUAUUUUAUAGAAUAGCUAUAUUUUAGAUAUAUACACAUUUCUGUUCUUCUUUUUAUUUCUUAAAAAAAAAUAUAAGUAGAUAAUUUUAUAUGCAACGCUGGUCUUUGCCUCUCUAGGUAGGAAAUAGUCCAAUUGUAUAAGUAUUCUUCUCUAGAAAACCAGAAGAACUCGGUGAUUGCUCUUUACUUCCUAUGGCCAUAUAUGAACCUACAAUUAUAUUUCAAUUAAAUGAACAAAGUUACUACCAUAUUUGUCCAGAUGCACCUUCAUAUGCAUAUAAAUGUGAGUUGCAUGUCUUCUGUAAAGGACCAUACAUAAAUUAACAAUACUUGUGUUUUUCUAAACCUAGUAUAUUCAAAUAGAGCAGAAUAUUUGAGAAAACAAUAGACUGCUAGUUUUUUAUUGACUAGUACAGAGAUUUAAAGUCUCUGAUAGUAAAUUAAAUGAUUUAACAAAACCAUACCCGAGAUAACCUUGUUAUUACUCAGUAUAUAAAAGGAAUUUAUAUAUAUUUUUAUUAUUCAUAUAGACAAUCUUUGUACAUGCUUAUAAAUUUGUGAUUUCAUAUCAAAACCACACACAUUUAUAAAUAUGACUACUUUAUACUCACAGCUUGCUUGAUUUUAAAUACUCAAUAUAUAUUUCUGUCAAAUAUUUUGUUUUGCAAAUUUUAUUUUACUUUUUUUUUUGUUGCAAUGUUUUCUUUUUGCUUUCUUGACAAAAACCAUGCUACAUAAUAUAUAACAUGCAUUAUGACUUCUAAGAUAGUUUAAAUAAUUGUUAAGAGCAGCAUGGUUUCGACAAGAUUUUAAUUAAAGCUGAACUCCAAUUACAAAACUACAGAAAUAAUUAAAUAAAAAAAGUUAUCACUCUAAACAGUCGCCAUACUUGUUUUCAAUUCGUAGAACAAAUAUGGCGAAUGGUGAUGGCGUAUAAAAACAAAGGCAGGUCACACCCACAUCCAGUAUUUACCUUGUGUUUCUAGGUUGUUGUGCAAAACAUUUCAAAAAAUAAGAAUGGGUUGGCAUGGGUAUUGUUUGGAGCAAGACAGUUUUUGCUUAGUUCAUCUAAUUAGUAAAAUAAUAUGUGCCUGAGUGAUCAGACAUAAUAAUUGUGUAUCAAUAAUAUUUUCAGUAAGCUGAUAGUGGAAAAAAACUCAACCAGUCGAGCGUGUGGUAGUUGAAAUACAGCUAGCCGGAUGUGGACACUGUGCUUGACAGGGCAUAUAAUAGAUGUAGGCGUAGUCUGCCUAUCUUCUUAUACCCGUCAUCAGUCGCCAUGUUUGUUCUGCAAAUUGAAAACAAGUAUGGCGACUGUUUAGGGGGUUUUCUUUUUUUUAUUUAAUUAUUUCCAUAGUUUUGUAAUCAAGAGUUCAGCUUUAAUACCACUGGUGCUACAAUAAACUGAUUCCCAUUCUAACUGUGUAAUUUAGUGCACAAACUUUGUCUGCUUACUCCUUCUAGAACACCUACGACCACUUCUCAUUUGAGGAGUUCACGCAGGUAACAAAAUGAAAUGAAAUGGGGUUUAAUGUCCUACUGUUCUGCACAGGUAACAAACUUUUAUUGUAUUUUAUAUGUACAUGUAUAGUAACAAUAGGAUUCAUUUUAUUAUACGCCUACCAGUGGUUUUUGCUGAUAUACAUAUAUUAUCUUCAGUGUGGUGUAUUUGACUCAUAGCAUGAGUACAAAAUUAUAUUGAAAUUUGUUAUUACUCAGGCCAAGUUAUAUAUAUAUAUAUAUCUUAUGUUGUCAAGGUACCUGCAUUUAAUAUUAAAUUUUACCUCAAAUUUCACAAUUUAAUAGUUUAAUUAAACAGUUAACUUUCAGUGAAAAAUUAAGUUUUUUGCAUAGUAUAAGAAUAUAUUUGUUACCCUUAAUACAUUCAAAUUAAUGAACAAAACUAGAUUUUACAAAAUACAGAUUAAAGAACAGUCUUGUUCUCAAAAAAGAAAGAUUAAAAUUUGAGGUGGAAAAGUAGUGAAAUGAAGGUACUUGACAUAUGACUAUUACAAGAAAAUAUUAUAAUCACAAAUUCUAUGUCUGUUAUUGGAUUUUGUUUUGUUUUUAUUUGUGAAAUGCUAUUAUAACUGUUCACUCUAUGAUGACCUUUUUCAUACUUUAUACAGCAUUAAAAUGAAGUCGAUGUAGUUUCAAAAGGGGAAUUUAAAUCUAUGUUUUAUAAAAGGAAAUUGUUGAUCUAUUCAAUGAAUUUAAAGAGGCAUUAUCAGUCUCACCAAAAAAAUAAAUGUGCCGUAAUAUUAAACAUACAUUAUGCAAGAGCUAAAUCUGUCUAUUGCAGGUCUUUUUCUAGGCCUGAAAUGUUAUAUAAACUAUUAAUUAGACAUUUAUUAACAAAACAAGACCAUAAUCAAUUCUCGAUGCCAUCGGAUACUCGAGAUUCUAACUAGAUUAGAACGGUUCGCCAUUUAAAAAUUUAAUUUAAAAAUGUUAGAGAGCGGGGCUAUGUCUUGAAUAUACCAGUGCCCUGGUUACCACUAUGCAUACAUCUUGUCAAAACUACAAACAGUGAUAACUUGGCUCAGAAUGAAGUAAUUUGAAUGAAGUUUUCAAUAUUUUCAUUUUACAUUAUCUAUGUUUAUGCUUUUAUAGAAAGAAUGGUCAGCUCUUUAUCUAAAUCUUACAUAAUGUAUCUUUAAUGUCAUAUUAAACACUCUUAAUUCCUGAAAAUCCCAGCUCUGGCAUACAAUCUAACUGGAGUAUGCAUGAUGUAGAUCUAACUGUAAUCUAAUUAAAAUAAGAUUACAAUUUGGUUUCUUUCUGAUAUGUUUACCAAUACAGGUAAUUUGAUUGGGUGAUACAUUCACAUGUUCUGAACACACACUUCAAAGAAAAUAUGUGGGUUGUCAAUAUCAGAAAUAAAACAGAAGCAUAUUUUUUAAUGAUUUUAAUAUUAGAUUUUAAUGAAAUUGUCCUAACUGAAUAAACAAAAUUCAUUUUAACCAAAUGAUCAAGACCUCAAAAGCAACAAUAACGCCCCUUUAAGUUAAAAUAUGAAUAAUUAGAUGCAUACAAAAUAUGCAUGCUUAAAUUGUUUAAAAACUUAACAAAUAUUUCAGUUAAUUGUCCAUUCGAUUUGAAACAAAGAUUUACAAAAUAUAAAUGUCAAAAAUUGUUUUUCUUGAAUAUAUGUUAGAUAUAAUUAUUUUUCAUAUCAAAUUUGUCCAUUAAAAUUAUAUGUUGUUCUUUGUUAAGAUGAAACAAAAAUUUAUCAGAAUAAAAUUAUAUAUUA
This is a messenger RNA of Patella vulgata (common limpet), 9977 nucleotides long. Its product is annotated as solute carrier organic anion transporter family member 5A1. Gene Ontology annotation, cellular component: membrane. Gene Ontology annotation, molecular function: protein binding. Gene Ontology annotation, biological process: sodium-independent organic anion transport; transmembrane transport. The record is from RefSeq and is a predicted model, not a curated record. Bases 234 to 2555 code for a protein of 773 amino acids. The transcript has 12 exons. Lineage: Eukaryota; Metazoa; Mollusca; Gastropoda; Patellidae.